AUGACUGACCCCCCCAAACCACGGCGCAAGGUCGCAUCCCAGAUCUCUGCCUCCUCCACCCCCUCUUCCACCCCCAACCGCCAGCCAUUCAAGCCCACCGUCCGCGCCAAAGUCACCCCAGGCAACAUUGCCACCCCGCCAUCAAGAGAUGAUCGUCCAGGACUGCAGAGGCCGCCGUCGGCAAGUUCGAUCAGGUCGUACGUGACGGCGCCGCCCUCUGUCUCGAGGGCGAGAUCGCCAGUAACGCCUGCGAUUUCGCCGAGUACUGUUUCGAGGAUAGCAGCUCGGCCGCCUCAGCGUUCGCCUUUGACGGGUGUUUCGCGUUCUUCACCAGCCCCAGGUCCGUCGGGGACGUCGACACCUACCAUCGCGCGUGUCAAGGCUCGAUCCGUCAUCGGUUCAUCGCCUUCCCCUUCUUCUGCACCCUCCGCUUCGUCUUCUCUGUCAUCACGGCAGACGCCUGAAGCGCAGGUGAGGAGGAAUGCAGCGGACAAGGCGGCCAGUGCGCAGAUGGUCGGGAGGACGAGGACGAAUUCGUUGAGGAGCGCCGUCAGUACGAACACGACAUCUGGCGGGGAACGGGCACCUGUUGCUCGCUUAAGACCGACAAAGGCUGCUUCGACGCCUGACGCUACCUCGCUCGGUAUCCCCUCAUCAGCCCCUUCACCGACAAGGAUAGCAGAACCCUCAGGGCAUACAUCACCAGCACCAGUAAACGGUCUAGGCGUAGACGGUGCCAUAUUUGCAUCUUCCGGGUGGCCCCAAACAUCCUCCCCUCCCUCCCACUCCCCAUACGCCAUACCCCUACCAGCCCCUCCAAUGGAACGUUCCCCAACAUCCUCCACCUCCAUCACCACCAACCGUACCAUCCAAAUACCCCAUCCCACAGCCUCAGCACCCACCUCUCCAGCUCCUGGCUCUUCCCACCGCUUAUCUACAGAUGCGCCUCUGACGGCACCGAGGGCGAGGGGGUGGUCGAAGAGUAGACUACCGGCACAUGCGUUUGUGCACCAGCAGCAGCAGCAGAAGUGGCCGCCGGGUUUGCCUUUGCCGCCGUCGAGCCCGGAGUUGAGGCCGGUGGCUUUGCCGGUUCUGACGCCGGGGGUGAGUACGCCUGGAAGUUCGCCGGGGGCGGGGAGGUGGGGUGGGCACUUGGGGGAGGCUUCGAGAGGUGAGACGGGCCAGGAGUUGGGAGGGGAGGAAUGGGAGAGGGAGAGGAAGGGGAGUGAGGGGAGUGGGAGGGAUGAGAGUGAAGUUUCCGCAGGGCUACUUUCGCCCGGCUCUGGCUCUGGGAGGCAAAGCCUGUCGAGGGCGUUACGCCAAAUGAACCUCGGGCCAAACGGGCUGCCUUAUGAGAAUGGUCACAAAAUCGAGGGUUUACCGGGCGGCGAGUCGUUACCCAAUGAUACGGAUCACAAUGGCCUGGAAGCGCAAGGAGGCGAGGGAGGAGAAGGAGGGGAUAGAGAUGAUGAAGUUGAUGAUAUGCUUGGAGGGACUGCAGAACAGGCCAAGAUCAACCGCAAAAUUGCGGACCUUGAGAUAAGCAAUGCCAGUUUGAUGGCUAUCAACAAGAUGCUUGAGACGACGAAAUCAAAACAACGCGCUGAAAUCGUCAAACUCCGUCGUCGCUUACGCGAAACCCUCUCCCACCACCCCCACCCCAAUCACCACCCUUCCCACCCCCACUCCGCAUUAUCACCCCUCUCCGCAUCAUCCUUCCCCCACCCCCAAACAUCACCCACCCUCUCAGCCCUCACAUUCGACGAAGACCCCGACCACGACCACCUCCAAGACGACUAUCACGAUGCCGAAAUGGCCGACCCCCAGCUCGACGCGCGGUGGGACAGCAUACAGACGCUUGUUUUGGAGAUGCAAGAGAAAGCAAGGGAAGCUGUGAAGACGGAUGCUGGUAGGACGUUGGGCAAGGAGCGGGAAGGGGUGGGCGGGGGAAGGGUGUUGGGGUGGGUGGAGGUUGAAGCUCGGGAUAGAGAAGACGGGGAUGGGGAAGGGGAUGUGUCGGUGGAUUCGGAGGGGACGCCGGUGGAGACUAUUAUCGAUGAUCUCCUGGGAGGGGAAGGGGAGGGGGAGGAAAGCGGGACGGACGAUGAAAGACCGCCGAGGAGGGGGUCGUUCUAG
Cryptococcus wingfieldii CBS 7118 is the source of this 2136-nucleotide messenger RNA. RefSeq lists its product as hypothetical. NCBI's taxonomy places the organism in Eukaryota, Fungi, Basidiomycota, Tremellomycetes, Tremellales, Cryptococcaceae. The record is from RefSeq and is a predicted model, not a curated record. The transcript has 4 exons. The coding region runs from base 1 to 2136 and encodes 711 amino acids.